CCAUUACUGAAAACAGCAGUGUAAAGUUGAACCACGCGAAGCUAUGGCUUUCCUGGUCAUCCGAAUGUAGGGAGAUAAAUACCUCGUAUCGUCACUGUACCGCCACAAUUUUAGUGGGAUUUGAUACUCCAAGAACCACCCAUCGCACGGAUUAUUGAAUUGUAUUCGUAUCGUUGAGUUCCCACAGAAACUAAGAAGUUUAUCUCUGUUGUUAUUGCACCGACUUGGCGAUCGGUCGGUCGAUCGUUUACUUUUUCGUGCUCGUGGAUAGCUUAGGGAAUAUUUUUGGGCAGUGCUAACAGAGUUGUUGCAAUGUGUGUCCGCCCUGGGGCCUGGCGGUUACCCUGCGGCCCACAUGCAUCACCUCCGUCGAUGUGGAUCUGGCUACCAAUGCAAGCGAGAUGAGUAUCAUAUUCAAUGUUGCAGCCAGAAAAGAAGAAUCACUUAUUGUCAUGGCUGCUGGGUCUGACCCAGAAUCCAACGAAGAACCAGUUGCCACAGGAGAUGCCAAUAGUUGCCAUCAGAUAGCUACAACAGCUACAACCACAGCUCAUCAUAAUAACCACCACCACCAUCAUCAUCAUCACAGCCAUUAUCUUGGACUACCUUAUCAGGACCAUAACUACGGUGCACCACCGCCACCCACUCCUCCUCAGUCACCACCACACCCCAAAGUAAAUGGUUUCUUCGAUGAACUAUCAAACCAUAGCAAUCAAAGCAAUAACACUGAAACAGCUGAUGAAAACGAAGACACUAGCAUAACCCGAUGUAUUUGUGAUUUUGAUCACGACGAUGGCUAUAUGAUUUGUUGUGAUCAGUGUGGCGUAUGGCAACACGUGGAGUGUAUGGGUCUAGAUCGAAACCACAUCCCAGACAGUUAUUUCUGUGAAAAGUGUGAACCCAGGAACAUUGAUAAACUAACAGCAGUAGCCUUGCAGUCAAAGAAGAAAGAAGAAAUGAUAGGUAUAGACACCAGUGCAACAGAUAGUGGGGACGAGGUCACAACAACACGAUAUACUGCAGUGUCAAACUCUCCAACAAGUUUGACGUUGACAACGCUCAAAAGUAAAAAGGUUAAGAGAAAGAAGAAGAGGCGGGAGAAGGAGGAUGAUGAAGAUAAGCAGAACAAAGAUAUGACAAAGAAAUUGAAGGUAAAACGUGAUGGUAGUCGAAAGCUCAGAACCGAAUUUGUCCCAUUGAGUGAGGAAACAAUGGACUCAUGGGAUAUGGAAGCUGUUAUGUGUGGUGAUUUUAUGAAAAAUGGGGAUGAAACCAUGGUGAACCAGUACUGUGCAGACAUCCAGCACAUCUUAGCCUCUCACAAACACAAAUCUGAUGAUGCUGCAGUCAUACCAAACAAGCAGUUGCCUGUUAGGACAAGCAUCUUUAAUCAGAUCAACAAAAGCAGGACAGGUCUUCAAGCCACUGAGGACAUCAAAACAGACCAACCACUCAUGGAAUAUAUAAGCAAAGUUAUGUUAAAAGAACAGUUUGAUGCUCAGAAUACAUUUUUUAAAAGGCCAUACCCAUUUGUCUUGUUUUACAAUAAGUUUGACAAUGUUGAAAUGUGUCUGGAUGCUAGAUCAUAUGGCAAUGAUGCAAAAUAUGUUAGCAGAUCCUGUUGUCCCAAUGCAGAGGUACGGCAUGCAGUUAAAGAUGGCAAUAUAUACCUGUACAUUUGUUCCAUAACAGAUAUUAGCAAAGGUUGCGAAAUAUCCAUUGGGUUUGAUUUUAAUUUCAAAGAUUGUGCAUACCCUGUAGAGUGCGUUUGUCAUACUGAAAACUGCCCAGUGGUCAAGCAUAACAGUAAGUGUUUUGAGAACGGUGCUCUUGAUGGAAAAAAGAAAAAGAACCACCAUAAGAACAAUCAUAUACUUCGAGAGGAAGGGGAUCAUUCACAUACAAGUCGUGCUGCUGGACCAGCAUCAAGCAAAAGCAGGAAGAUCUCACCGCUUCGAGUGUCUCUGGGAAACCAUGAUAACCAGAAUAACCAGGAACCAGUUCCAGAACCUACGGAGACUCUGGAAAAUGAGGUGCCCAUCAUACCGGAACCGGAAAAUGAAGCAACUAAAGAGCAGCAAGAGCCUGAAGUGGAAACUGAGCCAGAGCAUGAACAUGAACAGAAGAAAAUGACCAGAGAGGAGCGAAAAAUGAAGGCCAUCAUGGAAGCUUUUAAAAAGAUGGAGAAGACAGAGAAGAGGAGACAGCAGGCUCUGGAGAGAAUUCAAGCCAAGGCAGCUAAGAAUGAAACUGAGAAGGUAGUGUGUGAAAUUAAGGAAGAAGAGAGUAAAGACUUGGAGCAAAGUGUUAGUAGUGACAUGGAUGUGAAGUCAAGUGUACCACCGGUGCCAAAACCAAAGCAAGUAAAAGGCAGAACUAGCAGGAGAAGAUCCACAGCUAAAAGACGAAGAACAAACAGUGCAACAUCAUCAGUAACUACAUUGUUGUUAGAUCCCUCAUCGCCAGAGCCCAGCGUGUGUUCCACCCCGCUGACUCCAGCACCACCAUCAACUCUCAGUGACAACAGCCUUGCAUCGCCAACCUCAUCCUCGAAGACGUUUAGGUUUCCCAAAACAAAAAAGGUAAUAUUUUUGCAUCACUGA
Molecule: messenger RNA, 2603 nt
Organism: Saccoglossus kowalevskii
Lineage: Eukaryota; Metazoa; Hemichordata; Enteropneusta; Harrimaniidae
Biological process (GO): regulation of DNA-templated transcription
Cellular component (GO): Set3 complex; Rpd3L-Expanded complex
Source: RefSeq, a predicted model, not a curated record